UAUUGGUUAGAUAUCAAAGAAUACCAAAGUUGUGCCUCAGACAUUGACUACUCAAUUAAAUUUAAUUUGUUUCCACGUAAAGCCACCAAAUAUUCUCAAUUCUUAUUUGGCAAUAUCACAUUAAAGCAGCCCUUAGACGAUUCACUUAGUAUUAAUAUGUUAGCAGGAAAACACGAUUCUUUUGGUCAAUGGAAAGAAAUUUCUUUAGUAAAUGUAAAAAAUGCAUGUUUUUCAAUGAAAUCUGGAAUGUUUGGAGAGAAAACAUGGAAAUAUGUUGUUGAUGUUUUUCAAAUUCCAACUAUAAAUUGUCCUUGGCCUGUGGGACAUUAUAUUUCAAAAGGAUUUGAUACGGGUUCAUUUAAAGAUAGUAAUUUACCAAAACAGUUUAUUUAUGGAAAGUAUUCUAUUCAGGUAGUUUUACUUGACAAAAAAAAAAAAAUAAUCAGUUGCACAAAAAUUUCAGCAGAAUUAAAACCAUAUUCUUAAUGUUGUUUUCAACACAUUUUUGAAAUCAAAGUACUAGCAAAUUUUUUGUUA
Daktulosphaira vitifoliae (grape phylloxera) is the source of this 537-nucleotide messenger RNA. RefSeq lists its product as uncharacterized. The coding region runs from base 157 to 486 and encodes 109 amino acids. The record is from RefSeq and is a predicted model, not a curated record. The transcript has 3 exons. Lineage: Eukaryota; Metazoa; Arthropoda; Insecta; Hemiptera; Phylloxeridae.